GUGUGCUAGGUCCGGCAGCGCUUGACAUGGUGAGCUUAUCCUUUCUCCAGAUAUGUUGCGUAAUGCGGGGAAUGUUGAGUUGAUAUAGCAGCAGCAGAUGUUGGCUCAGUCAACACAGUCGAUCAUAGGACCCAAUCCAAUCCUCACUCUGAACAACCUGUGGUAUGUUGCAGUGUAUCUCUCAAGAUGGAUAUAGAAGAAUGAAGGUGGAGGCCGACUGAUGAGAAGACAACUUCACUGAACUGGUGCUGGACAUGAUGCCUUAAUAUCUCUGGAGAUGAAGAGCUUUAAAUCCAAAAAUGGCAAUGCACCAUGCUUUGAUGCUUCUAUUUUUUACUCAAUGGACGGCGGUUGAGCUAGCUGAGAUGCAUGAAGACUGCAUCUCAAAGCGCGAGCGGGUCAUUAUCAACGCAGACAAGACAUGGCCUGAGGGUCAGUUCAUGCUCACCAUGCAUAAAUACCAUCUUGCCAUUGGCUACAAUCUGUUUCAGAAUGAAAUGUUUUCUAUUUAA
This is a messenger RNA of Aspergillus ochraceoroseus IBT 24754, 512 nucleotides long. RefSeq lists its product as uncharacterized. Bases 300 to 512 code for a protein of 70 amino acids. The transcript has 2 exons. The record is from RefSeq and is a predicted model, not a curated record. Lineage: Eukaryota; Fungi; Ascomycota; Eurotiomycetes; Eurotiales; Aspergillaceae.